AUGGUUCACCAUAAAGUCACCAUUAUUGGAUCCGGACCCGCCGCCCACACGGCAGCCAUCUACUUGGCCAGGGCCGAGGUCAAGCCCACUUUGUACGAAGGUAUGUUGGCCAACGGGGUAGCUGCAGGCGGGCAGUUGACGACCACCACCGACAUUGAGAAUUUCCCCGGCUUCCCCGAGGGGAUCAGCGGCUCUGGCUUGAUGGAGCGAAUGAGAGAGCAAAGUGAGCGGUUUGGCACCGAGAUCAUCACGGAAACUAUUGCCAAGUGCGACUUGAGCCAGCGACCAUUCAAGUUGUGGACCGAGUUCAACGAGGAGGAGGCACCGAUCACUACCGAUGCCGUGAUCAUCGCCACGGGUGCCUCCGCCAAGAGAAUGCACCUUCCGGGCGAAGACACCUACUGGCAACAAGGAAUUUCCGCGUGCGCCGUUUGCGAUGGCGCCGUGCCAAUUUUCAGAAACAAGCCCUUGGCCGUUGUUGGCGGCGGAGACUCUGCGUGUGAGGAGGCGUUGUUUUUGACCAAGUACGCCUCCAAGGUCUAUUUGCUCGUGAGAAGAGACGUCUUGAGAGCCUCGACCAUCAUGCAAAAGAGAGCCAAGAACAACGACAAGUUGGAAAUCUUGUGGAACACCGAGGCCAAGGAGGCGAAAGGAGAUGGCAAAUUUUUGCAGUCGCUCAAGAUUUUCAACAACAAGACCAAGGAGGACUCCGAUUUGCAAGUCAACGGAUUGUUCUAUGCUAUCGGCCACAUUCCAGCUACAAAGAUCUUUGAAGGACAAGUGGAGAUGGACGACACGGGUUACAUUCAAACCAAGCCCGGUACUGCCGAGACCUCUGUUGCCGGUGUGUUUGCUGCCGGUGAUGUGCAAGACAAAAUUUAUAGACAAGCCAUCACUUCUGCCGGUACUGGUUGUAUGGCUGCUUUAGAAUGUGAAAAGUUCAUCGCUGAACAAGAAGAUUAG
This is a messenger RNA of Lodderomyces beijingensis, 963 nucleotides long. Lineage: Eukaryota; Fungi; Ascomycota; Pichiomycetes; Serinales; Debaryomycetaceae. The record is from the annotation of a GenBank genome assembly.